Durusdinium trenchii is the source of this 990-nucleotide messenger RNA. NCBI's taxonomy places the organism in Eukaryota, Dinophyceae, Suessiales, Symbiodiniaceae. The record is from the annotation of a GenBank genome assembly.
AUGGCGAUUCGAGCGCUGAUUCUCCUGUUGGCGAGCGCCAGUGCCAACCAUCCGCCCAAGCAACGGGCCUUGCACCCGGGCACCCAAGCAGCGCGGCUGAGCAUCUCCGCCACUGGAGAAGCGGCGGCGGAGCGGCCCGAGGUCAUGCGUCGAAGCCCUGAAGGAAGGGAACAAGGAGCCAAUGUCAGUUUCAUAGAGAUACAGGAGGCCGAGGUCAAAGAACUACCGGAAGUUGGCAAGGUCCUGGUGAGGAUGGAUGGUGAUUCUCCAUGGGUCCUGCUCAUGAAGCUGAGUCACAACAAGUUCUGUCAUGGAAGCGGCCUGUGGACCGAUGGCAAUGCACUUAAGCCCGAGAAGAUGUUAAACAAAGAAGUCCCAGCUUUUAAGGAGUACGACGCCAAGAGCAUCGCAUUUCACAAGCUAAAGGGCAUCAAUGCGGUAAAGCUGCAGACCAACGCAGUGUCCUUCAAGGACGCACCAGAGGUACACUUCAAGCAGGAGGACACCGCAGAGACUUUGAUGACGACCAACAAGGUGGAUAUCCUUCCCACAGGCGGAUUCAACUCCCAGGACUAUUGGAAGAAGUGGGAGAACGCCUUCGGGAAUGCGCGCGACCGUGCGCCGGCCUUCAUGCGUGCGGGGAAGUUUGUGACGAAUCCCAAGCCCCAGUGCCGCAAAAACCCGGCGAGCCACCCUUCGGGCUGCGGCAAGCUGUGUGUCUUUUGCAUGCAAGCGGGAGAUGGCCAUGGCUGCCCGGUGAAUUCGGCGCAUAAUGACAUCAGUAGCGGCUUGGGUCUCAGCUCGGCCUUCUGCGGUGGUGGUGCGGCAGACAAAUGCAGCACCAGUGGCAUUUGGUCCGGCACUCGGAGCACUUUGGUUUGGGGACGCCUCAAGGAGCUUCCCAAAAAAGAAGAGGAGAAAUCAAGCACCUUGAGCAUCAGCUAUGGCAUAGCGAGCUUGCUGGGAUGCAUGCAGUUCCUCUUGCACUGA